This is a messenger RNA of Peromyscus californicus insignis, 1143 nucleotides long. It is a transcript of the gene Hsd17b2, whose product is annotated as hydroxysteroid 17-beta dehydrogenase 2. The record is from RefSeq and is a predicted model, not a curated record. Lineage: Eukaryota; Metazoa; Chordata; Mammalia; Rodentia; Cricetidae. Bases 1 to 1143 code for a protein of 380 amino acids. Gene Ontology annotation, molecular function: oxidoreductase activity. The transcript has 5 exons.
AUGAGCCUGUUUUUCUCUGAGUCAGCAGGGCUCAGCUUGGCUGCCACCGCAGCGCUGGGGGGCAUGCUUCUCUGCAGAUCCAAGAGCCCAGGGCAGCUGCGGAGGCAGGUGCUGUGCCUCGCUGGCCUCUGGGGAGGUGCUUGUCUGCUCGGCCUAUCCCUCCUCUGCAGCUUACUCCUCUUAUCACUGUCCUGCUUCCUCCUGUAUACAUGUUCAUCGGAUCAAGAACUGUUACCGGUGGAUCAAAAGGCCGUGCUGGUGACAGGUGCUGAUUCCGGUUUCGGUCAUGCAUUAUCCAAGAACCUGGACAAGCUGGGCUUCACAGUGUUUGCCGGAGUGCUGGAUGCCAAAGGCUCGGGAGCGGAGGAAUUGAGAAGAACUUGUUCGGAGCGCCUCUCUGUGCUCCAGAUGGACGUCACUAAGCUAGAGCAGAUCAAAGAUGCUCACAGCAAAGUCAUAGAGAAGACAAAAGACAAAGGUCUGUGGGCUGUGGUCAACAACGCUGGCGUCCUCCAGUUGCCAAUAGAUGGGGAACUCAUUCCCAUGACCCACUAUAGAAGAUGCAUGGCCGUGAACUUCUUUGGAGCAGUGGAGGUCACCAAGGUGUUUCUGCCUCUACUUAGAAAAUCCAAGGGGCGGCUGGUGAAUGUCAGCAGCAUGGGAGCUAAGGUCCCAGUACAAAUGAUGGCAGCCUACUGCUCCACGAAGGCAGCUUUGACCAUGUUUUCAUCAAUCAUCAGACAAGAGGUCUCCAGAUGGGGAGUCAAAGUUGUUACCAUCCAACCUGGAGGUUUCAAAACAAACAUCACAGGCCCACCUGACACUUGGGAUAAGAUGGAGAAGGAAAUCCUGGACCACCUUCCCCAGGAGACACAGGAUGACUAUGGCCAGGACUAUGUCCAUACACAGAAGAACUUGCUCCAAAUCAUGAAAGACAGGUCCUGCUCAGACAUCACCCCUGUGCUGCGGGACAUCCAGCAUGCCAUUUCUGCCAGGAACCCCUCUUCCUUUUAUGCCCCAGGGAGACUGACUUACCUGUGGAUCUGCUUCUCCUCCUAUUCCCCGACCAGCUUAUUGGACUAUAUUUCGCAAAAAUGUUUUGUUCCAAAACAGAUACCAAGAGCUCUAAAAACAUCGAGUUAG